Geosmithia morbida is the source of this 681-nucleotide messenger RNA. Its product is annotated as Protein of unknown function (DUF3605). Lineage: Eukaryota; Fungi; Ascomycota; Sordariomycetes; Hypocreales; Bionectriaceae. The record is from RefSeq and is a predicted model, not a curated record. The transcript is spliced from 2 exons. The coding region runs from base 1 to 681 and encodes 226 amino acids. Gene Ontology annotation, biological process: N-acetylglucosamine metabolic process. Gene Ontology annotation, cellular component: cytoplasm.
AUGGGAGAUAUUCCGGAACAGGGCGUGCCCGAGAAGUCGCCAUUCCCCCUCACAGAAGUGGACAAACGUGUUCUAUGCCAGACGGACGAGGAGUUCAAGAGACAUGACUGGGACAAUCUAAAGGAACUCAUAGACUCGAACCAACUCGUGCAGAUGACACGCACCCCGUCAGAGCUCCGCCGCUACAUGGCCUGGUCCCGCGACACAAAGGCCGAGUACGGCUCGAUAACAGCAUACAUGCUGGAGCACAGGCUUCCCAAGGCGUGGGGGCGGCCUCCCUUCUCCCCGGCGUCGACAGUGCCCUUUGCCGACCCGUCCGACUACGCCGUUCUCAUCAAUGACUGGCCGUACGCGACGGAGCCGGGAAUCGUGCACAUUGUCGUGUGGACGAGGACACCCAUCGCCACGACGCCGGGUAAGGGCGACAUGACGGCCGAGAGCAGGAGGCUCAUCAGGAACUUUGUGCAGAGCUUCUUUAUCGACCAGCACCCCGCAGGCAGCAGAGCAGAUGAGGGUCAGGAGACAAAUGUGAUUUGGUUCAAGAACUGGGUGGCUCUUCAGAGUGUGAGGGAUCUGGAGCAUUUUCACGUCUUCGUGCGGGACGUGGAUGAUGGGGUGCUGGAGCGGUGGACGGGACAGACCCCAAAGCGCAGUGCGGACGGUCAUCACCUCUCGCGGUAG